AUGUCUGCUAGUAUUCGAGACAGUAAACGGGAUAAUUCUCCUUUCUUUCUAUUACCAAAUGGUCAAUCUUUAACUCAUCGUGCUUUUGUUGCAAACUUAAGACAUUUAUUGCUUCGAUUAGGUUUUCAAGUUUCUGCUUAUAGUGGUCAUAGCAUGCGAGUAGAGGCGGCUUCAUCUGGAGCAGCGGCAGGUGUUCCUGAUCAUUUGAUUCAAACACUUGGACGUUGGACUUCUUUGUCUUAUGUACGUUAUAUACAUGUCAGUAACAAUGUUAUUCAAAAAGCUCAUAAUAGCAUUUUACAGUUUUCCACUUAAUUUAAUUUUUGGGCACGAAGCUUUUACUUAGCGCUCAAGCUUCUUGUGACAUUUUAAAGUACACAAGAAUGACUCAUCUACUUUUUUUGUUGUUGUUUAAUUAUGUAAAAAUUUUUAUAAUGCAGAAAAAUAUAUGCCCAACUCGCCACUUUAUAAUCAGAAACUUUAUAAUUUAGGAGGAGAUCGGCAUGAAACGAUUAUUUCUGACCAAAAGAAAACUGUUUCGGAGCACGAAAGUCACAUUUCAAGAUGGUUAUACGAAAACUGCUUAAUCCCUAAGAGAUCUCUCAGCAAAAUUCUCGUAGAAAAACUUUGUUUUUUCAAAAAGCUUUUAUUUUCUUGAAAAUGAUUUUUUGAGUGAUAUACGAUCAUUUCUGAGCAAAUUAAAACCAUUUCUGCGCAAAAAAAGUCCCAUUUUCACCUGUUCAUGCGAAAGUACCGCAUUGUAUGUGAGGUGUUCGAAGGUCUUUAGAAUGAUUUAAGAGCAUAUAGCCAAUGCGCCUCUUAUUUUUAUCUGUGAUGAUCUUCACAAUUAUUUCAUAGCAUAUAGCCUAUAAAUAUCUUAGUUUCACUAUGAGAGGACCUCAGAAGUAUUACAAAGUAUAUAGUCUAUACACCUCUUAUUUUCUACACAGAAAUCUCUUUGAGGGCCUUAGAAUUAUUUGGUAGGAUAUACCCUCUGCAUCACUUAUUUUCGGCAGUGGAAGAUAUUCAGGGGUCUUUAGAAUUGUUUCACAGUUUAGAGUAGAUAUGCUGUCAAUUAUAAUAUAAUUUUAAAGAUCUCAAAAGACUUCUUUCUGCUCAAAAUUAGAGAUUUAUAGAAUAUAUUCUAUGCAAUAAUUAUAAAGACUUGCAAAGAAUAGCCACUGCUCAAAAUUAUAGGUACAUAGAUCAUAUACUAUGAAAUAAUUUUGAAGGCCGGCAAAGAAUUUCGAAAACUCCCACAGACGGCUAUUGAGCCCCAAAGCUUCCCUUCCCAUUGAUAAAAAUAAGUGGUGUAUAUGGUAAAUACUAUGAGAUAAUUCUAAAGAUCCUCUUCCUGACCAUAUUGAAGAGAUUGAUGGUCCUUGUUUUAUUCUAUAGACAUUCAUUGUGGAUAAAAGGAAGGCGUUUUUUUUGUUUGCGAAACUUGGGGUUUUAAAUUAAAAAGACUAUAGAUUCUCAUGUUACCAAAAUUAUCAGGAAAAUAAGCUCGACACUGGGUGAACUGGAACUUGGGAGCUCAGUUUUCUGUUGUUUACAGUUUACCAAUCAAUUACAGUCCAUGCUUUAUGGUGUACAAUAGUAGGAGUCCAUCACUUGUAAUUCCAGUUCACUGGAAUCAAAUAAUUGUUAAAAAUUUAAUAAUAAUUAAUUAGCACUCAACUAAUUCGGACUCAAUUUAUUAAGACUCAGUCAAUGAGUACACUACUAAUAAGUUAAGUUAUAUUUAGUUGAGUAUUCAUUGAUUAAGUACUAUCUAAUUAAUUAUUAAAUAUUUAGAAAUUACAUAACGUUAGCAACCUAUGACCACAGGCAAAAGGAUGUUACUGUUGUAAAUCAUAAAACAUAAUCUGCAAUUGAUCGGUUAAAUACGAUUAAAAAGUGAGGUCGAAGUUUGAAGUUUACACGCUGAAUUCGUUUUUCUAAACCUACCCAAAUGCCAUUUUGUAGUUUUUAUUUUGGGGUGCAAUUCUAUAUGAAUUGUCGUCAAAUUUAAGCUUACACCAAGAUUUUGAAAUGAUCAGAAAUCUUGAUCUGCCAAAAUAGAUUCUUGUUUUGAUGUGUUUUGCUGUAUUCCAUUCUUCAUUCAAGGCUUGAGAGUCGUACUAAAUGAAACUGAUGACCAAUGAAAAUCUUGAUCUCGACACUGAAGCUCGUCAAGCCUAUCUGAACGAAUUUUUUCAACUCGCAAUGGAACCCAUCGAAACCAACAUUCUCCAUUUGAGCGGGUAUUUUGCUCAUAGAUGGACCUGAUAGUAUAUAUAAAAAUUCUAAAAGGGUUCGUGUCAUUAGGCCUUUCUUCUUGAGUUAUGAUCAUUUUACUAAAUUUUCAGGAUAUUGCAGGAUAUUACGAAAAAAAUUGCAACAGCAAAUUUUCACCUGAAAUUUUCCCCAACAACAGAUUUCAUGGUCUUUAUGAUAUCCUGAAAGUUUCAGCUCAAACAGACAUUUUUCUUUCCAGAUAACACAUUUGCAAAAAACAUUACUUUCUUAGGAAAACUCCGAAAAUAGUCCAUUUUUUAUACAUCUUAUAUCUUAAGAAGAAAUCAUUCGUUUGAACUGAAACUUUCAGCAUAUCAUAAGAACCAUGAGAUCUGUUGUUGGUGAAAAUUCUUUGUUGCGAUUUUUUUCCUAAUAUCCUACAAUAUGCUGAAAAUUCAGUAAAAUGAUCAUAAUACGAGAAAAAAGGUCUCAUGGCAUGAACUCUUCUAGAGUUUUUAUAUACACUAUGAGUCCUAAGUAUGAGCAAAAUAUGAGUUCAAAGGGACAAUGCCAAUUGAAUAGGUUUCCUCGUCAAGUUUGCUUUUUUUGUCAGAGUUGCACGCGUAAUGCUUAAAGUGUAUUCGUUAUUGAAAAAGAAACACUAUUUCUAUAUCAUCUGCAUUUGGAAAUAGUUGAGGAAGUUUAAUGAGUUCAGAUCGAAAUCUAUGAAUAGUUCAAAUGGUUUGUCCAUGUAUCGAAAAUGUUGGACCUGAAAGUCUCUAUUCAACGCAUACCAAAAGUUAUUUUUCAUUUUUCUAAAGGAAAUUUUCUUCAAAGUUAUAAUGAGAUUUCUCAAUAUAAGGAUUAUGGAAUUUGUUUCUAAGAAUCAGUGUGGAUUACAAAAUGUGAAUUUCGUCUUUAUUCAUUUGAUAUAUGCUGUUGAGCUAUUGUUUGGUGAAGAAAAGUUAAAGCUAUAAUAAUAUUGUGUUGAUUAGAUGUCGUAGACAAAACAGAUCUCGAGAAUGUGUAGGAAAUACAGCUGCAUCUCUUCCAAAUUUUUUUUAUAUUAUCCUUCAAUGAUUUUUUUAAAACCAUUAAAAAACAUAGUAUGUCGAAUACGCACAUUCCAUUUGCAAGAUUGUCGAUUUGUUCUGGUUUCAGUGAAAUUAUCCUUCUAUUUCCAAAUGCAGAUGAUAUAGAAAUAGUGUUUCUUUUUCAAUAACGAAUACACUUUAAGCAUUACGC
Rotaria sp. Silwood2 is the source of this 3465-nucleotide messenger RNA. NCBI's taxonomy places the organism in Eukaryota, Metazoa, Rotifera, Eurotatoria, Philodinida, Philodinidae. The record is from the annotation of a GenBank genome assembly.